AUGGACCUGAUCUCGCCCAAGAUCAAGCAGGCAUACUUCAAUAAAUCACACUUCAUGGCCAACGAUGAACACGCUGAGAUGGCAACGCAGUUUAAAUUGUCUAGCGGUGAACAUGCUGUAGUUGUCUUUGCUGAGCUAGGGAGGGCCAAGGGCAGACGGACCGUUCAUCGCGCGCACUUCAUACAAGAACUGCUUGAAGAAGGUGUGGUUCCGCAUCAUCGCGUUCACUUCAACAAGCGGACCAGUGAAAUGGAGGAAGAUCCCAUCACACGGAAGCCACUGUUUCAUUCGAAGAUGGCACUCAAGAUAUCUUUGACAUUGUUUUCGGCGCGGAAGGUAUCAACAGCCCGACUUGCAAGUUUGUCCUCGGGCCUGAUCAUCCGAGCGCCUCUCCGGUCAACCACGACCAAUGGCGUCAGUUCCACACCAUCGUCCCUAUAG
Colletotrichum godetiae is the source of this 441-nucleotide messenger RNA. RefSeq lists its product as uncharacterized. Bases 1 to 441 code for a protein of 146 amino acids. The record is from RefSeq and is a predicted model, not a curated record. NCBI's taxonomy places the organism in Eukaryota, Fungi, Ascomycota, Sordariomycetes, Glomerellales, Glomerellaceae. The transcript has a single exon.